Molecule: messenger RNA, 3308 nt
Organism: Xenopus laevis (African clawed frog)
Lineage: Eukaryota; Metazoa; Chordata; Amphibia; Anura; Pipidae
Gene: cep112.L
Product: centrosomal protein of 112 kDa-like
Exons: 27
Coding region: 69-3002 (977 amino acids)
Source: RefSeq, a predicted model, not a curated record
AGCUGCAGUUCAGAGAAGGCGCCGGCAGAGGGAACUUUGUGUUGGAUGGAACGCGGUGUGGCGUCGCCAUGGCAACUAACCCGGCAGUUUUGCGGAAGUGCGUCACCGGCUGUGAGAGGGAGUUUCAAGAGAGAGAGCGGCAGUUGGAUAUCCAGUCUGGAAAGGCAAUGGGUAGCCAAGAGGAUGCAUGGGAAUGGUUGGACUCGGAGUUUGAUCAUUACCUGGUGGAUAUGAAGCAGUAUGUUCUCAAGCUACCCCAGAGACAAGAGAGACAGAGAUGUGCCUUGUGGAUCAAAAAGCUUUGUGACCCUUUGGGAUCAGGUACAGGAAUCACUGGGAGAAAGAACCGGAAUUUGUAUGCUAAGCUCCUACUUCACAUGCUAAAGCGUGACAAGUUGGAAGGGCCCUUCUCCCAGAAGCCAGAGGAGGGAAUGCUGAAGGCUCUGCCAACAUACAUGUCCAUAUAUUUCGAUGAGCCAAACACCCACAAAUCUCUAAGCUCUGGUCCAGAGGGUCUGCCUGACUGGGUCAUGAGAGAACUGGAAGAGAAAGCACCCUGGAGUCGGUCCUUACAGGACAGUAGAGAUUUUGUCACCUCCCCAUCCAGAUGCCGGCACCUGUACAGCAGUAAUGCCACCUCCUCUCUCAGCGCCUUGCAGCCCACAGAUGACAAGACCACUGGAGCACUCAAAAUGGUGGAACAGCAUAAGAAAAUAGCACAAAGCUUUGAUGACAGUGAUAUAGAAGCACGGCUGAACAGCUGGAAUCUUGGGAUUGAAAACCCACGGUAUCUUCGAGAGAAGCCAAUCAACCUGUCCCCGAUUGCUCCCAGAAUCAGCCUGGGAAAGGCAGGGGGACCCGUGGAUGAGCAAGCACUUCCUCGGCUACAGGAGAAAAAGGUGGAUAUGAAGACCAAAGCUAUGGAAGCCAAGUUCCACGAGGAGAAGCUGCGCCUCCAGCAGAAACAUGAUGCUGACGUGCAGAAAAUCCUAGACAGAAAAAAUAGUGAGACUGAAGAACUGAAGGGCCUCUACAAAGCCAAACAGACUGAAUCAGAGGAAACAAUACGGAAACUGGAGAAGAAAGUACAGACCCUGCUGCGUGAGUCUCAGGUUAUCAGAGAAACGAAGGAGAACCAGAUAUCGGAGCUGAAGAAGAUGUGUGAGCAGAGCAACGAAUCACUAAAAAAUGAGUGGGAGAGGAAAUUGCACAGUGCAGUAGCAGAAAUGGAGCAGGAGAAGUUUGAACUACAGAAGAAGCACACAGAGAACAUUCAGCAGCUUCUUGAUGACACCAAUUCAAGGCUUCUAAAGAUGGAGUCCGACUACCUGUCACAGACCAGGGCAACUGCACAGACAGUAAAGGAGUUGGAAUUGCGGGUGCAGCAAUUCACGGUGGAAGCAGAAAGCAGUAACGCACAGCGGCAGCGGCUGUCUCAGGAUAAGGCUGAGCUGGACAAAGCCUACCAAGCUGUGAGCAGUGACCUGCAGGAAUCUAAAGCCAGAUGCACACUAUUAGAGCAGGAGCGAGACCGCCUUGGUCAAGACUAUGAGAAGCAAAUACAGCAGCUUAAGAGCAAAUAUGAUUCUGAUGUAAAUUACAUCACCCAGCAGAAUGCACUGCAAGCUGUUAAGGCAUCAAAUGCUAUUGAAGAUUUGGAACAGAAAGCCUCCCAAUUAAAGCAACAGCUCCAAGAAACAGAGUAUAAAAUGCUUCAGCGACUCCAGGAGCAGGAGAGUGGAUUUCAGAAGGAAAAGAUGAACUUGGAACAUGCCAGUGAGAGAAAGGUGCAUGAGCUGCAGCAGAAGAUGGAGGAGGAGCGAUCAAAUACCCAGAGGAAGAUCUCGAAGGUUGAAGCCCUGUUACAGGAGAAAGAGGAAAAGCUGAUGCAAGUAAAGGAGACACAGAAGGUGCAGGCACAUCAGGCCGAUGCUGCCUUGGAAGAGUUCAAACGUAAGGUGGAGGCAAACAGUGAGAAAGUCUAUUGUGAUAUGAAGCAGCAGAUGGAGAAGGUAGAGGCUGAUCUCAGUCGCUCAAAAUUUCUCAGAGAAAAGCAAAGCAAAGAAUGUGGUCGUCAGUUGGAGGAUCUGAAACAUCAAUAUGAGCAGAAGAUUGUGGAGCUUAGGCUGGGGCACGAACAGGAGAGGACACACCUUUUCCAGCAGCACAACAACGAAAAGGAGAGCAUCAUCAAGGACCACGAAAAGGAAAUCGAUAGGCUGGAGAAGCAGCUUCGAAACACCAUAUCGGAUCACGAGCUGAAGACACAGGCAUGGAGGCAGCGAGAUGCGCAGAUUAUCUCGGAGCUGGAGGGUCAAGUGCACCACCUGAAAGAAGAACUAAUCCAGGUGAACUCCCAACGUAAGCAGCAGUUGGUGGAACUGGGGCUCCUGCGUGAUGAGGAGAAGCAGAAAGCAUCUCAGGAACAUCAGAUGGUGAUUGGCAAGCUAAAGGCAGAAAUGGAGACCAUGAGACUGGACCUACAGAGGGCUCAUGCUUCCCAAAUGGAGGAGGCAAUGGAAAAGGCCAACAGCAGAUUCAAGCACAUUGAGAAGGAGUACAGCGACAAGCUGGCCAAAUCCAUGCAGAUGGUGAAUGAGCUCCAGUUGUCCAUCUCAUCGGGCCGAGAGGAGAACAACCGGCAGCAAUUCAUUAUGGAUCGGAGGUUACAGGAGGCAACUCAGAGGCACGAGGAAGAGAAGAGGCAGCUGAUUAAAGACAACAAGAAAGCUAUAAAGGUUCUGAAAGACGAAGUAGAAACCUACAGCCAGGAACUUCGGGCCACAGAGAAGAAGCUUCAGGAGAAGGAACUGUCUGCGCAAGAACAGGUGACUCAGAUCCGCCAGGAUUAUGAGUUGAAGAUUAAAGGUUUUAUGCCUGCAACUGUGAGGCAAGAGUUGGAAGAUACAAUCACAUCACUGAAAUCCCAGGUGAACUUUCUACAGAAGAGGGCACAGGUUCUCCAGGAAGACCUUGAUAUUCAGCAGAGUAAAAGGUUAUGAUUCCCCCAUUGCUUCAGAAUAUCAUGGCAGCUGGAGUUGGACAUCGCAGCCAGACCGUGAGCCCCAUUAAUAUAAUAUGAUUAUUCAAUCUGCCCGUUACACCCCCAUUCCCUUUCAUCCUCUCCUCCAUUUUCCCAUGUUGCUCAUCAGACCCAGAGAUUACCCACCAUGCCUGUGCAUUUGGGGACCUUGGUUUGUUUUUUUUUACAAAUCCUUACAGCCAAUUUUAUUGCUAUUUAUUCAACAUGUUUGUGCCUUAUGUAUCAACUUUUACUAUUUAAUAUAUUAAAGAUAUUUUGUACUAUU